Messenger RNA from Penicilliopsis zonata CBS 506.65, 1731 nucleotides. RefSeq lists its product as hypothetical. The coding region runs from base 1 to 1731 and encodes 576 amino acids. Lineage: Eukaryota; Fungi; Ascomycota; Eurotiomycetes; Eurotiales; Aspergillaceae. Gene Ontology annotation, cellular component: fungal-type vacuole membrane. The record is from RefSeq and is a predicted model, not a curated record. Gene Ontology annotation, biological process: intracellular calcium ion homeostasis; calcium ion transmembrane transport. Gene Ontology annotation, molecular function: calcium:proton antiporter activity. The transcript has 12 exons.
AUGCACAUCUAUCGGCGCCAGGCGCGUAACCUAGCGUGGUAUGACGAGGAAGGCGGCCCGCCAUCGCGCAACCCGUUCAAGAAGUUCAAGGCGCACCCGCGACGGACGAAUUCCAUCCAGCUUGAGUCGCAACUGACCCCCGUACGCACUGAAGGAGACAUUGAGUUGACCCCGGAACGGCACCGGCGGCGCAUGAUGGGCGAGGGUUUAGCGCCACCAGAGCAUGCGGACACGUUUCCGGCCGAGUCAUCGCAGCAUGAAAGGAGAGAGGUCUCGCGGCCCGUCAGUCUUACGGACGAUGAGAAGCCCGAGACCAUCCCGUCGAUGCGCAGCACGGACCCGAUCAAUGUCUCGUCCGCCACGGAAGCUCAGCGUGAUCAGGAGCAGGAUGAUGGCGAGCUGCGCAAGAGACGGACUCAGACCAACAUGGACCGUCUCCGCGCAGACAGCGACACGCUGACAACGACCGAGUCGCAUAUAUCGAAGCCUGACAAGCAAAAGUUCACAGCCGUGGGACAGCUCAAAGCAACCUUGUUCAAUUCCUGGGUCAACGUUCUUUUGAUCGCCGCUCCUGUUGGAAUUGCGCUGAACUAUGUGGAUGUUCCUCCCGUGGCGGUAUUUGUGGUGAACUUCAUCGCAAUCAUUCCACUUGCUGCCAUGUUGAGUUAUGCCACGGAAGAGAUCGCCAUGCGGACGGGAGAAACAAUUGGCGGACUGUUAAAUGCUUCUUUUGGCAACGCGGUCGAACUGAUUGUCGCGAUCAUCGCGCUAGUCGACGACCAGGUGGUGAUUGUGCAGACGUCGUUGAUCGGGAGUAUGCUGUCGAACCUGCUACUUGUCAUGGGCAUGUGCUUCUUCUUCGGCGGGGUCAACCGCCUCGAACAGCAUUUCAACCCCGUUGUGGCGCAGACAGCAGCCAGUCUGCUGGCAUUGUCAGUCAGCAGUCUAAUCAUCCCUACUGCGUUUAAGACCUGGGCCGACGCCGGGGAAGAUGGUGUCGCCCCGUUGUCUCGCGGAACGAGCGUGAUUCUGCUGGUGGUGUACGGUUGCUACCUGUUCUUCCAGCUCAAGUCUCACACGGAGAUCUACAAUGCGCCGAGCCCCAAGGUGGAGAAGCGGCGCAACAAGGUGGCCGAGGGGGAGGCGAGCAAGGGAAUCGCGCGGAUCGGGCAGAUUGGAGCGUCGAUGGCGGGCCAAAACGCGACGCAGAUGACGAUGCAGGAGUCGGAGGGUGAGGAUGAAGGGGAAGAGCCGCAGCUGAGCGUGACGGUUGCGGUUGCCACCUUGGUCAUUUCCACGGUGUUUGUGGCACUGUGCGCGGAGUUUAUGGUCGACUCGAUCGAUGCGAUUACGGCCAGCGGCGGCAUCUCGGAGACGUUUGUCGGGUUGAUUCUCCUGCCGAUUGUGGGCAACGCGGCGGAGCAUGCGACGGCAGUGACGGUGGCGUGCAAGGACAAGAUGGACCUGGCGAUUGGGGUGGCGGUGGGAUCGAGCAUGCAGAUUGCGCUGCUGGUGCUGCCGCUGGUGAUUGUCAUUGGGUGGGGGAUGGGCAACGACGCCAUGACUCUGGAUUUCGAUGCGUUCCAGGUCAUUCUGCUUUUUGUGGCUGUUUUACUGGUCAACUAUCUUAUUGCCGACGGCAAGUCGCACUGGCUGGAGGGCGUGUUGCUGAUGAUGAUGUACCUCAUCAUCGCCGUGGCUGCAUGGUUUUAUCCCGCCCAGACGAGCUAA